Molecule: messenger RNA, 987 nt
Organism: Microthlaspi erraticum
Lineage: Eukaryota; Viridiplantae; Streptophyta; Magnoliopsida; Brassicales; Brassicaceae
Source: the annotation of a GenBank genome assembly
AUGGCAAACUUUGAGAGACUCGCCAUGGUUACACCCAAUGGAGAUGAUUCAAUGAUUCGAGUGAGAGUUGAGAACGUGUGGUCUACUCUAGAUGUCGAGAAUGGUGAAGGCCUCAGUUUCCUGGUGGUUGAUGAUGAGGGCACAAGGAUGCAUGCAUUCGUCCAGCAUUUUGCUGAUGCCAAGAGAUUUAAGAGACUUCUUCAGAAAGGAGACUGGUUCACGAUAACUGGUUUCUCAGUUGUUAUUGUCCGGAAUGAGAUUCGUAUGACUAAACAAAGAAAAGAGAUCGUUCUCAAGCGAAACACAGAAGUUGGUGUUUCAGAAUUGUUCAAUGGUUUUAUUCCGCUAGAUUUGGUUCCAUUUCAGGAUGUUAAGAACGGAACUGUUCACGAUGGAACUUCUUACACUAGAGACUUUCUAGGCGUCAUAUCUUCUGUUUCAGAUUUCGGCCUCACAGUGGAUGACUCUAUGCCUAGAAACAUACAUAACUAUGAUCCUAAGACCACCUUGGAGAAAGCCCUAAAAUCAAGUUUAAAGAGUGCAGCCGUCUUCUCUUUGGGAAUUUUCGAGCUCAAAGGCUGCAGAGGAGAAAAGUGGAGUUUUUGGAGAGAUUUUCGAGUUUUACUGUUCAUCGGGUUACUGUUCAUCGGGGUACUGUUCAUCGGGGGUACUGUUCAUCGUCGGGAUUUCCGCACUGUUCAUUGUCUUUCCUUCAGUUUCAAUCCAUUGUCAAGUGGAAAUCAUCUAAACUGUCGUGCAAAGGGGAUCUUGGCGGUUCUCUUUAAACGUAAUUGGCUAUGUUAUGGUGAAACCGGAACAAACAUAUGCCUAUUAACCAAUUGGCGUGUUGUUGGAAGAGAUGGUCCUAUUCAAGUCGAAGAUGAAGAAGGGAUUUCUACUUUUGAGUAUGAUCCUCCUGGACACCACGAAGUGGUACAUUUCACAAACAUAUUAUUGCACCAAGAAGAGGACCUGAGCGAUGAAUGA